CAGCCUCACCCUAUAGAUCUAUAGGGCCAGGGAGAUGCUGCUAACAUUAACCCAAAGAUGGGGGAACCUCAUCUUGGGAUUCCCAUUAGCAUGUCCCCCUCAGGCCCCAUAGAUCAGUAGCUCCUUCCCCAGUGCAGAUACCCCAGGGCAGGGAGGGCAUCCUGAACUCAUAGGGUGAUGUGGAGCAGCUGGGGUGUUUGGAGGGUGUGCUGGGGGGCUUUGGGGAGAUGCAGGGAUGCAGGCGAGGCAAGCAGGCCGCCUUCCCCCCCGCAGCGCGAGCGGGAGUGCGUGGGAAGGAGUUAGACAAAGCCUGAGCCCGGGAGCAGAGGCAAGCGCUGCCGGGAGGGAAACGGGGACGUUCUCCCCUCCCCGUCCACCCCCACCCUUGGGCGAGGGGUGCGCGGGAGCCCAUCUCCAUCCCUGCUGCUCUGGCACCUUGUCCCUGUCCCUCGGGCCGGCUGGGGUGCAGCCCCCUCCCAGUAAUGCUCGGGAGGGAAGCGACCGGCUCCAUCACCAGGGGUACCUGUGCCUCGACCCCCUCUCCGGCAGCCACAGCAGUGCCUGGAUCCCGCUCCCAGUCUGGCUGCGCCGGGGGAAAGCUGGCUUUUACGACCCGUGGUGGGACUAGCAUGGGAGAAGCCUUUCCCGGGUAUGGGCAGUGCUAAGGAGCCCGAGGGGCUGCAGCUGCUGAGCCACCAGCCCGGGGCUGAGGACGCCUGCGAGCCCAGCGCCAGCUCCCCCGGUUGCCCGCUGGCGGGUGAGUGCCUGCCUGGCUCUGGCUGUGGCACGGCGGGCCAUGCCAUGAGGACCUGCUGUGCGGUCAAGACAGAGGCCCAGGGCACCACGGCCAGCCUGGCAACAGAGAAGAAGGUGGCAUCACCGACAGGACCAGCUCCUGGCACACUUCUGGACACCAGUGUGGAGCUGAGUGUGGCAGCAGGGAGCUGCGGGGGACCAAGUGGCACUGCCCCUGCCUGCAGUCUCGCAGGGAUGGGGGGCCCUGGCACCCAGAAGGAAAACACGGCCCCCAUGCCCCCCCAACCUGAGCCCAGCCUGAAGGCACCCAGCAAGGACACUGGGAGCACAACGGCUCCUGCCAAACAUGUGGCGUUUGUGGAGCCUGUCGCGGGUGCCAAAGGAGAUGAGCUGCUAAGCCAAGAGCAGCCCCAGGGUGGCAUGGGGACGUCCCCAGGCGCUGUGCCCAAGCUGGGCGGUGAUGAGGAUCCCAAGCACUCCCAGGGGGGCACAGCAGAGCCCCCUGGUGCCGGCACUGCAGAGAGCGGGGGCCGAAGCGAGGCAGGGCCAAGCCCCGCUGCCCUGGGUCAGGGCAGAGCCGAGGGGAGCCCGGCGCAGGAUGUGGAUGCCGGGAGCAGCCAGCAGCCCCGGACAGCCAAGCUGCUCUGCGAGUCCUACUCCUUUGAGGUGACCCCGCCACAGGAUGCUGGGACGCAGGACAUGGGGACACAAGUGGACAACCGAGCGUCCCUGGUAUCAGUGGCCUUGAGCCCCAUGAGCCCCCCCAGCGGGGCUGCUGCCUUCACCUUCCCCAAGAGAGAGACGGGCUCCGCUGCCCCCCCACGCCUGGAGCCCUGCAAGAAGGAUGCAGAGAUGCAGGUGUCCAUGCCCGUGGAGACCCGCUCGGUAGCCACUGGGCCCAUGACACCGGUGGCCAAGUCCCCGCAGCCCUCGUACCCAGAGGUGCAUGUGAAGGGGACGGUGGCAGAGGAGGCUCCAGAGCCCAUCCGGGAGGUGAGCUGGGAUGAGAAGGGGAUGACGUGGGAGGUCUACGGGGCCUCCAUGGAGGUGGAGGUGCUGGGCAUGGCCAUCCAGAAGCACCUGGAGAAGCAGAUCGAGGAGCAUGGGCGGCAGGUGGUGAUGACCCCACAGAGCACCCGCACUGGCUCCAUCAAGGGAGCCCCCCGCAAAGGCGAGGCCAAGGGGCAGCCCAGCGUCUUUCGGGCUCUGCUGCAAAACGUCCGGCGGCCACGGUGCUGCUCCCGUGCCGGCCCUGCCAUGGAGUGAGCCACUGCCUGCACUGGUGGGGUAGGGGUGCCACAGGGAGGGGUCCCUGCUGUGGCAUCCUGAGACACCUGCUGCAGGUGUGCAGGGCUCCUGGGGCUGGUGUGGAUGGUAAUGGAGCACUGCAUGCAGGCACAAGGCGUCUCCUUUGCCAGGGGUCCCCUUGCCAGCCUGAGGUCGCCCCACCAGCCUGGCCCCAUGGAGAUGUCCACAGACACGAGUGCCACGCUUCUGUGCAUGGUGGCUUUUUUUAGCAUGAAGAAGCACGUGGCUCCUUCCAGACGGAGGUGGCUGCUCCUGGGGCAUCUCCUGCCCAUGACACAGGUCUGGUGAUGGCUCAGGGUGGCCACGGGCAAGUUGCUGCUGGCUCCUCUGAGCUCUGUCCUGGCUCAUGCUCUGGGCAGCAGUGUCGCUCCCCAUGCUGGAGGGAUGCUGGUGCAUCACAGUGCCACCACUUCACCAGCCCAGGGUUCGGCCGUGCUCCGACCAGCCCACGCUGUGCAUACGCAGGUCCCCAUGGCUGCCCAGGGUGGGGGCAUUCAGCCCAGCCCACCACAGCCCUGUCCCCUCUGCCCCGCUGUCGUGGGUGCCCUGGAGCUGGGGGGACAUGGCCACGCAGGGCACUGGCGCAGAUCUCAAAUGGGAGAGACUGGCCAACCACACCUGUGGUGAAGAGCCGCUUGUCCCCAUCAUCACUGUGGCUGGAGGCACUUGGGAAGUCUGUCCGCACAGCCUCCAGCCCUCCCUACCUGGGGACCUGCCUGGGGGUGGCCACCAGAGCUCAGGGCACAUCCUCGCAGUGCUGGCGGUGGGGAUGAAGCCUGACCUGCCAUCCAGCCUGCCCAGUGCCAGAGAGGUCCUGUGUGCUGGGGACGUGGGUGCAUGUCCCCAUGCAGGUCCCUCCAGCCCCACUGGCUGCUCUCCCCCACAGCAGCCGGGGCUGCGCAGGCUGCAAAGCGCUGCCACUUUUUACAGCUGGGGUUUUACAGGGCAGGGGGGAGGGGGGCUUUUACUGAACCGUGUUUGCAUUUUUGGAGCUUUUUAAGAGACACUUUCAGGUGUGCACAUCCUGCCUGGGGCCACCUCCUCCCCAGUGGCCUGUGGGGCUGUGACCCUCUUCUCAAACACCUUUCCUACAUUGCCUGCACCCCACUGUCCUAGAGAGCAUUGGCUGUGAGGGGUCGGUGUGCAGGGGGAGCUGAGCAUCCCUGUGGCCAGCAGCACCAUGGCAUCCCGCUGAGUUGUGGGUCCUUGCCCUGCGCAGAGGACCGGCCCCACAAAUGCCACAGCAAGGCGGGGCCCAGGUCUGUGCCGGCUCCUGAUGAGCAGGAGGCUGCAAAUGGGGGGUGCUUGGGGAGCUGCACCAUCUCGGCAGAGGUGCAGGAGGGCUGGAGGUGCUGGGGGCACUAGUGCAGCUGCUUCCCCUCUUGAAGACGCAAGUCUUGCCCUCCCAAACUGCUGUGGUACAUCCUGGGCUUAUUUUGGCCCGGCGUGGCUGUCUCUUGCCCUGGGGAGGGCUGCGAAGGACUCGCUGAAGUGCCAGCCCGCAGCCAGUGCCCGCUCUGUGCCGUGGUGCUUACUGGAGCCCGCUCUUCCCCGUGCUGUGGGCUGCAGGAGCAGUGCCAUGGCCAUGCAGGGAAGGCCAGGAGCCCUGGGGCAUCACUCUGUCCCAGGCUGUCCCCCACUCCAGCCCCGCGCUGUGGAGCGGCGGCACACCGGCACCGCAGAGCUGCGGCACACCGGCACCGCGGCUGCAUCACCUACUUUCUUCUUUUUGUUCCUCUUUUUUGGGGGGUUGUGGGGAGGAAGGGGGCGGGAGGACCAACCUGUCAAUGUGGAUGUUGGGUAAUAAAACCUUGUACAAACCUC
This is a messenger RNA of Columba livia (rock pigeon), 3888 nucleotides long. It is a transcript of the gene GPRIN1, whose product is annotated as G protein regulated inducer of neurite outgrowth 1. The record is from RefSeq and is a predicted model, not a curated record. NCBI's taxonomy places the organism in Eukaryota, Metazoa, Chordata, Aves, Columbiformes, Columbidae. Gene Ontology annotation, cellular component: plasma membrane. Gene Ontology annotation, biological process: neuron projection development. The coding region runs from base 652 to 2022 and encodes 456 amino acids. The transcript is spliced from 3 exons.